UAAGCACUUCGACUCUCGAUUAGUUAGUAUAGUGAUUAUUUUUAAAUUGUUUUACCUAUACCUACUACAAGUCUCCAACAACAUAAUGAAAUCUUUGAUUAUCGUGAUUAUCGCCGUGGCCGUGGCCGUAGCCGACGAAAAAGCUACAGCCAAACAAGAUAAGCGUCAAAUAUCUUCGUACAGCAGCGGUACUGCUGCAACUAUCGCACAGCCGUUACAAACGCAGCCGACAGCUGGUGCAGUAGCAGUCAAUAACGCGCCUUCGUACCAAUCGAGUUAUGUACCGACUUGUGUGGUACAACCGUACGGCAAUAGCAUUUUUACCAAUCCAUCGGUACCCGUGUAUCAGCCUCCGUACUAUAAUGGACCCGCCGAGUCGUUUGUACCUCAAUACCAACCACAGCAACAAUAUCCAAUCGCUUAUCAGCCACCGCAGUAUCCGAUCGCUUAUCAGCCACCGCAGUAUCCGAUCACUUAUCAGCCGUCGCAAUAUCCAACCACGUACCAGCCGUCACAAUAUCCGGCUACGUACCAGCCGUCGCAAUAUCCGGCCGCGUAUCAGCCGUCACAAUUUCCGGCCACGUAUCAGCCGCAACAACCCGCCCAGACUCCGGCGCCGUACUCGUACACUUACUUCACUUCGGCGGCCAACAGCGCCAACAACAACGCACAGUUGUCCACCACUAAGAAGUAGUACGUGUUCUUAGACAUCAAUCAACCCCGAGGAUAUACCUAUGUUUAUAGUACUGUCAUAAGUAAAUAUAGGUAAUAUGAUUUAUUAUACUGUCGAAAUAAAAUAAAUGCAAACGAUUUUUUAAGAGAA
Molecule: messenger RNA, 823 nt
Organism: Rhopalosiphum padi (bird cherry-oat aphid)
Lineage: Eukaryota; Metazoa; Arthropoda; Insecta; Hemiptera; Aphididae
Product: adhesive plaque matrix protein-like
Exons: 2
Coding region: 86-694 (202 amino acids)
Source: RefSeq, a predicted model, not a curated record